AAAUGCGAAGAUGGUCUCUCCGAACGCCGUUGUUUUGUUUCUUGGAAUGAUAACAUUAUCGCUUGCAUUUGAAGAAUUGAUCGGCAAGCCUAAAAGAAUAAACCCAAAAGACAAGAAAGUCAUAAAUGUGGCAAAAUCCGCCGUUAGUGAGAUAGGAUUAAAAUAUAGACUAGACAAAGUUGACGCAGGGAGAAAACAGGAAACGACUUCUGGCUAUAUGUACCUUAUGCAACUAGAUGUAAAGAGAAAAGAUGGAAGACAGACUGAAAGGAGAAGAUGCAAAUUACUGAUAACAGUUUCAAAGAAAACUUUAGUUGUUCCAGAGUUUCAUUGCUUUUUCAAAGACCUAGGACCUGUUUUCUUUUAAAACUAUUUGAUUUUUGUAUUUACUCAUUUCUUUGAGCAUUCUCAUAAUAAGUGAACUAUAUUACAAAGUCGACACUAACUUUUUUAUAGACAAAAUCCUUUAAAACUUAUGAUUCUGGCCAUUUUUAAAUUUAUUGAUAUAAUACUUCCAGUUUAAGUUCUUUACAUUUUGCUUCGAAGAACGAUUUUAUCCUCUCAUCUUCAAGCAGCGAGUGUACUGUUAACGUUGUUCAAUGGAAAUGAUAAAUAAGGGAAAAUUGCGAAUUUGCUUUAGAAAAAAUAAAAGUAAAUUACAAUUAUCAUAUGAAUUAUCAGAUACAUAGAUAACUCAUACGUUGUCAUACGUUUUAUUUUACGACUGUUAGGAAUUACUUACAGAAUUUAUCUCUUAUUAGUCCUAACGCUGCGGAAACGUUAAAGGGCCUCCAAUAAGU
Molecule: messenger RNA, 800 nt
Organism: Ruditapes philippinarum (Manila clam)
Lineage: Eukaryota; Metazoa; Mollusca; Bivalvia; Venerida; Veneridae
Exons: 3
Coding region: 11-367 (118 amino acids)
Source: RefSeq, a predicted model, not a curated record